GGCUGAGUCAACACUGAGCGCUCAUUGGCCAGCAGCUCCACACUGUACGCGCCCAUCCUCCAUCCUCACUCCUGUGCUGACAUCCGCACCUUGCAGAAAGUUCCCAGCACUGCCAGGCGCAGUGCAGAAGAGAGUCGGUUUGAGAAGCGUCUUUGUUAGGAGUGCGGCAUGCGGUGGCCUGUCCUGCAGUGAUCGCAGCGGGGUGACUGACCACAGAUUUAUUGUUCCUGUGGCUCCUCUAAGGGUGAUGUCUUGCACUUGCAAAGUUUGCACUCCAAUUUAUUUAACAGAAAUGACUACACACCGCAAAUCACCUGUGAAGAACUUUGAGAACCUCACCUUGGACUCUGGCUAUGGAGGCAUGGCAGGGUCCUGUCGGUCUUCUGUGCUCUCAUUGUCUCCUUGCAGUCUGGAUGCUUCAGCUUGUCAGGGAGAGAAUCUCUGGAUGAUUCACGGGGAAGAAACACUUCAGACAAAUGGGGAUGGAAGGAGAGAUGGAUGCCAGAAGUGCUUGUCACAUGAACCUGAAGGACUUGAUGCACACCCCAAACUCCCAACUCUAGAAUACAUGCCCUGGACAGAGGACGAAAUGUUCAGCGUAAUGCAGAAGUGUCAGCCAAGUUCCCCUGUGAAGCGGAGCAGUCUGGUCAGCCUCCUGUCCACUUAUCUGGGCAGGGCCCUGCUUAGACUGUCCAAGGAAGCCCAACGACUGAGUCUUCCUAUUGGGAAGUGCACCAAAUAUGAAAUCCAGAGUGCAGCCAAGCUGGUCCUGUCUUGGACUCUGUCUGAAACGUGUAUGGCUGCAGGAGUACGGGCUCUGUCCCUGUACAACAUGAGUGCAGAGGAGCCCUUCACUUUGGAGAAAAGUGCCCUCUGCGGCCUCGCUUUCUCUGUGGGUAGCUUCUUCCGCUGGCUGGUGGACAGCAGGGUGGCUCCCCGGGUACAUGAACAUGCGGCCAUUUACCUGACUGCUACUUUGGAGAGCCUUCUGGAGGAGGUGUAUGGACGUUUACUGGCCAGCCAGGAGUCAAAUGGGCACCUGGAUGACAAGUCUCUAGAACGGACUCUUAGUAAUGAUGCAGAACUUUGGGGGCUUUUUCAACCAUACCAACAUCUCACCUGUGGGAAGAAUGCCUAUGGUGUUCCUACCCUGCCUUCUUAUCUGAGUAUCUACACCAGAGGGUCCCUUGGUGCAUCUGGUCAGCAGCGGGGCUUCUUCAGAGGCAAUGAGCUGCAGACCUUGGAGCAGAACCUCCUGACCAUCUCUGUGGGCAGCGUGGCCGAGCUUAGUGACCUGGUGAUCAGUGCAAUGUACCAACUGCAGCAGCUGGGUGCCCAGAGUACAGGCCGAACCUUUCAGCUGCACUUUCGACAGGGGCCUCUGUCCUGGGAGCCUGAAGCCCUACACACACUUUACUACUACACUGCCUGCCAACAAAUAGACUGGGACAAUCCCAAUAGUGAGCCUCCUAAAGUCAAACUCUGCAGUGACAGGCCGUAUGCCUCCCUGCCUCCUUUGGUCGAGUGGAUCCGUGUCUGUGUCGCCUAUGCUGAGCACCGGCACAGCUUGACAGUGGACAGCAAUGACGUCCAGCAGGCGGCCAGACUCCUGCUUCCUGGAGUUGACUGUGAGCCACGGCCUCUGAGGGUGGAAUGCUGUCUGUAUGCCUCUAAACGCCUGGAGGCUGCUGCUGCGGCCCAGAAACUCAAGUGGAACCUGGCCUUCCGCAUGCUUAGCUGUGGUCGCACCGAUCUGCUGCCCGCUGCCUGCUCUUUGUUGGGGCCUGAUGGAAUCAACUCAGUGAAUGACCAGGGCUUGACACCACUGAUGUAUGCCUGUGCAAGUGGAGAUGAAGCUAUGGUGCAAGUACUCCUAGAUGGAGGAGCAGCACUGGACAUUCAGGUCCCUGGAAACCUCCAGAAAGCUUUCUGUGCACACCCUGACACACGAGGUUGGACUGCACUCAUGUUUGCAGUUGCCUUUGCGCACACGUCUGUAGUUCAGUUGCUGUUAGAUGCUGGAGCAGACGUUGAUGGUUGUGUGGAUGAUGAGGAGAUGACAGAAUCCCCUCUGCAGCUGGCAUCAGCAGCAGGUCACUACAAUAUGGUUUGUCUGCUGAUGGAGAGGGGUGCAGAUCCCUUGGCUGGGGUAUCUUGUAAAGGCACUCAAGGAGCCUCCAAUGCGUUCAGCCUUGCAGCAGCUCAUGGGCACAGGAAUGUCUUAAGGAAGCUAUUGUCCCAGCCGGAGUCGCAAAGUAGUGAGAUCCUUUCUCUAGAGGACAUGCUGGCUGAAGGGACAGAGCAGAAUGAACCAAGGGGAGCCAGAUGGAGUCGCAGUAAGAAGGUGCGACUGAAGGCACUACAGGAGGCCAUGUUUCACAGCUCAGAGCAUGGCUUCCUAGACAUCACAGUGGAGCUUCGGCGACAAGAAGGAGUCCCCUGGACCCUACACACUUGGUUGCACACCCUACAAACAUCAUUCACUCAGCAGCGCUGGGAUUUGAUCCACUGGCUGCUAGAAGAGUUUGGAGAAGUCAGAGAAGUCUUCAGUCAUGAGAUGGUGUCCAUUGGCCUGCCCAUCCUUUUUGAGAUACUCAAGGAUAGCAAGAGUGAGGCUACAGUCCAGAAACUUGCUGCAGUUUUCAGCCGUUGCUAUGGACCAUAUCCCAUUCCAGCUGUUCCCGAUGGCAGCCUCCGGAACAAGAACGUAAAAGAUAUAUCUUUCCUGAACUGCAAAGACAAGAGUGACCUCACCUUCCUUGUUGAAGGGAAGCCCUUCUACGCCCAUAAAGAUCUGGUGUCUUCUGCAUCCACAAGAUUUCAGAAGCUUAUAGCAGCAGCAUCAUCAAAAGGCCAAAUUGAAAUCAAGGAUAUGAAGUACACCACAUUUCAGGUGGUAAUGCAGUGGUUGUAUACUGGCAGCUUGGAAAUACCUCAUAUUAACAGAACCCAAGUUCUUGAGGUUCUGCAAGCAGCAAAUUUCUUCUGCCUAAACCCAUUGAAACGGCACUGUGAGAUGCUCUGUAGCAGAAUGGUACACCCAGCAGACAUUGUAACCAUGUACCAGCAAGCUAAGCUGUUCAAGGCAUCAGAACUGAAGGCUUUUUGUGAGGGCUACUUCCUGAAGAACAUGACUGCUCUCUUAGAGGUGAAUGCUUUCCAGCACCUCCUUUUGGGCUCUGGCGGGUCAUCUGGGGAAGACACCAUGCUCAAGGACCUCAGCAGGGCACUGGCCACCAGAAUGAAUGCCAUCUACCAGCCGUCCUCCAAGGAGACAACGGUGUAGGACCACAGGAGGAAGAACGUGCUUUUUACAUUACUUUGUGCCAGCUUGACGCUUUUUAUAAUGGGUGUUUGCAUUAGUGUGACCAACAACUAGAACACUCGGCACUAUUGGAGGUGUACAAGUGAAGGAAGAUUUUGGAGAACAAGUUGGGGGGCAUGGUUGCAAUCUUACACAAGUUGUUGAUGCCCCUCUUUUAUGUGGAGAGCUGGUAUCUCCUUUAAAAUAAGAGUUUGAAGUUCUGACCCGACCAGGAAAAUGUUUCACUUCUGUCUAGGGCAAGUGGUACAUGUAGGAGCCAGUUGUGCCAGUUUCAAGUUCCAUUUGUAAUUCAUUACUUUAGACAAAGGAGGGGGGUGGGAGGGGGAGUUCAUUUCUUUGUUGGUGUUGCUCCAUUGCCAGUGUAGGGUCCCCUGCUCACCUGGGACCCUACAUAAUUUUCAUCAGUUACCUGCCAACUAGCAGAAAGGAACCCUUCCUACAAAUCCAGAGGUCUUCUUCUGGGGAGCUCCACGCAGUCCAGACAGUUCGGGAGCUUUUGAUCUGGUGGGACGGGGGCUGCCUCUGGAAAGCCUUGCCCUCACAUUUCUUUCAGUAGCACUUUGUACUGCUAAGCCAGUUAUUAAUAUUUAUGAAAACGUGCAAUAUUUGUAAAUAGAUCCUACUUCACCGAUUCAUUGCUUGUGUUAAUUUAUUGUUUUUGUAUGUUGUACAGAUUUGUAUAAUUUAAAAGAAUUAAAGCGAGCAACUGACAGUUCACCCAGA
Molecule: messenger RNA, 4048 nt
Organism: Polypterus senegalus (gray bichir)
Lineage: Eukaryota; Metazoa; Chordata; Cladistia; Polypteriformes; Polypteridae
Product: ankyrin repeat and BTB/POZ domain-containing protein BTBD11-B-like
Exons: 18
Coding region: 248-3286 (1012 amino acids)
Molecular function (GO): protein heterodimerization activity
Source: RefSeq, a predicted model, not a curated record